Molecule: messenger RNA, 2735 nt
Organism: Lepisosteus oculatus (spotted gar)
Lineage: Eukaryota; Metazoa; Chordata; Actinopteri; Semionotiformes; Lepisosteidae
Source: RefSeq, a predicted model, not a curated record
AAGGAGACCGCAAACACUGCGUGCCGGCCCGCGUGUAAAGGGAGCCGCGCAGGCGCGUUGCGCACAGACAGAGAACGUCUGGCUCGCAGGUGAGAGCGGCGCGCGGCCAGAAAAGCUGACACAUCUCCGCGCUCUGUGACGCGCCGUCGCGGUGCAGAGGGAGUCCGACUGCAGCCGAACCGAGCCCUCGCUCUUCCGCUGGCAGCAGGCAGCGACCCGGCCUGACCGGCCAGGCGAGGGUCAGCACAGACAGACAGGCGCUCCAGGACAGCGGGCAGGCCGGGGGGAGAUGCCCCUGUGCCCGGGGAGCCCUCGGCCCUGGUACCCCGAGGCUGCCUGAGCCCAUGGAGUCUGUAGAGUCGAGAGAGGCAGGGGGGGAGGCCGAGGCUGGAGGCAGUGAGGACAGCCCAGCUGAGGCUGACCAUGGCUCAGAGGCCAGGCCGCAGGGCGCAGAGCCACAGCAAGACCGCCCGAGCCGAGGCCCGCCCCGGCGCCGCACACAGCCCCCCGCGACAUCCCGGGCCGAGCCCACACACUCCCACUCGCCACCUGUUGAGGGCAAGGUGAGGCGCAGUUUGGUCAUGAACCCCGAGAGACUGAAGAACGCCAAGGCGCUGGUGGACAGGGCGGUCAAGAUGAGGAAGGUGUUCUCCGUGCAGGGACCGUACCCAGUGGUCCGCGCUGCCCUGCGCGCUCGCGGUUGGGUGGAGCGCCGCUUCCCUCGAGCAGCGCCGCAGGGGGCUGCACGUCGGCAUGGCGACGAGGAGAUGGAGGAUGAUGAUGGUGACAACAGCGAUGACAACGACGACGCCAGUCCAGAGGACGGAGAGAAGGAGGAUGACCCGGAAGGGAUCUAUGACCUCAUGUCCCGGCUGGUGCGGAACGAGACGCCCUAUUUCUACUGGACGACGCGGAGGGACGCCAUCGACUGCCACUCCCUGCGCAAGGAGCAGAUGACCAAUCACUACGCGAAGGCGGGCUCGUUCACCACCAAGGUGGGGCUGUGUGUGAACCUCCGGAGCCUGCAGUGGUUUGCUUCUGCUGAUCCCGACACGUUCUUCCCGCGCUGCUACAGGCUGGGGGCGCAGGACGAGAAGCACGCUUUCACAGAGGACUUCCGGCUGACGGCCUGCUCCAGCUUGCUUCAGUGUGUGGUGGAGCGCAGUCGGGGCCAGCGUGGGGCGGAGUGUGGCGAGGGGACCCCGAGACACCCCCCUGCUCAGGAGCAGAGGAGGGCAGGUAGGCUCCGACCCCCCUCAUCCAUCAGCACCCUGAUGAUUGACAUGGCCCUGCAGGUGUGCCAGGACUUCUUGGACAGCCUGGAUCACAGUGACAUCGACAUUGCUAUGGAGAUGCCUCCGUCCGUCACCGAGCAACAGUGGGAGGAGUUCAUUCACGGCUACUACCAGGUUGUGCAUGAAGGGGCAGCGAUUGAGGGGAGUGACCAGUAUGCUGACCGCUGUGUGACUGUGCUGGAGAGGCUCAGAGAGGUCAACCCACAGCUGGACAUCGAUGGAAUCCACAACAUCUGGAUUGUGAAGCCAGGAGCCAAGUCUCGUGGGAGAGGUAUAGUGUGCAUGAAGCGGCUGGAGGAGAUCCUGAAGCUGGUGGACAGCGACCCGACCCUCAUCAAGGACAGCAAGUGGGUGGUGCAGAAGUACUUGGAGCGCCCCCUGCUGAUCCACGACACCAAGUUCGACCUGCGCCAGUGGUUCCUGGUCACUGACUGGAACCCCCUGACGAUCUGGUUCUACAAGGAGUGCUACCUGCGCUUCUCCACCCAGCCCUACUCCGUGGACAACCUGGACAGCUCUGUCCACCUCUGCAACAACUCCAUCCAGAAGCACCUGCUGCCCUCCGCGCGGCGGCACCCCGACAUCCCCCUGGACAACAUGUGGUCGGGCGAGCAGUUCCGCGCGUUCCUGCGGGCGCGGGGGCGGGCGGGGCAGUGGGCGGCGGUGGUGGAGCCGGGGAUGAAGUGGGCGGUGAUCCACGCGCUGCAGACGACGCAGGACCUGGUGGAGUCGCGGCGCAGCAGCUUCGAGCUGUACGGGGCCGACUUCAUGCUGGGCCCCGACCUGCGGCCCUGGCUGAUCGAGAUCAACGCCAGCCCCACCAUGGCAGCCUCCACGCCCGUCACCAGCCGGCUCUGCGCCGCCGUGCAGGAGGACACCAUCCGCGUCGUCAUCGACCGCCGCGCCGACAAGACCUGCGACCCCGGCGGCUUCGAGCUCAUCUACAAGCAGGCGGCAGUGGAGGUGCCCCCGUAUGUGGGGGUCAACCUGCUGGUGGAGGGGGCUCCCCUCAGACGGCCUCGGCCCCCUGCCCAGAGAAACCCCGCCUGCACCGGCCCGCGUCCUGCUUCGCCCCCCUGUGGGGACCAGUUGGGCCAGGGGGUGCCUGGGGGCCCCAACGCAGCUCAGGGGAGAAUCCCACAGCCCCUGACCGCGGGCAAGCAGCCGGGCCCCGGCGACGCCCGGGCGCGGAGGAGGCUCGUCGGCAAGGAGAACCAGCGCGGCAGCCCGGACGGAGACAAGAGCAAGGCCCGAGUGGGCCCGGCGGGCGAGCGUGGCAGACCGGGCCCCGCGGUGCUGAGGCAGUACACCUUCACCCUGCGGGCCCACAGAGCCCAGCCCGCCGCUCACCGGGGCCCCAGGACGCUCGACCCGGCAGGCCUCAGGAAGCAGAUCAUGGCGGCAUCUGGCUUGGUGGGGUCAGCGGGUGGAGCCGGCUGA